GAUUCCCUCCUUAUCUGGUUUCUUGGUUUCUUUCUGAAUCAUCUUCCACAGAAAAUUGUGAUCUUCGAAUCUGUUGCCUUUAGGUGAAACUGUUCUGAAUGCAAAAGCACAAAUCAUCUGAAGUUGUAAGGAUUUAAAGUUUUGAUUCAGGAGUGAAUCUUGAGCCAAUGAGAGGCAAAUCUGGAUUUGAUUGUGUAAAGAGUUGAUGGGAAAUCGUUGUGCAAGAACUUCUUGUUGUAGAAAGAUAUGGCCAUGUAUAUGCUGCUGCAGCAACAACAACAAGGCUCAAACCCGAAGCCAACACGGGUCCAAAGGAAAGGUCCAUCCGGUAAGCAGAAUCGAGAAAUGGGAAGAAAAGAUCACAGAAGCUAACAACAAUGGCAAGAUUCUGGUGGUGAAUUUCAGCGCGCCGUGGUGUGUACCUUGUAAAAAGAUAGAACCAGUAUUCAGGGAGCUUGCUUCUAGAUACCCUUCAAUGAUAUUUGUAACUGUUGAUGUCGAAGAGCUCGCUGAGUUUAGUAAUGAAUGGAAUGUGGAAGCUACACCAACUGUAGUGUUCCUUAAAGAUGGGAGACAAAUGGAUAAACUUGUUGGUGCUGAAACCUCAGAGCUGCAAAAGAAGACAGCUGCAGCUGCUGAUCUCUUUCUCAAAAAACCAUAAACUCUAAACACACAACAGAACAGAAGUUAGGUUUUCCAUUGUCUAUCAAAACCAGAAGUUACUUGCGGUCGAAACAAUAUCUUGUCUUUGGCUGACAAAAACACAAAACAUGAUGAUGAAGAAGAGUUUGGUGAUCGAUGGUUUAUUAGCAGCCAUUCUUCUUUAGAUAUUGUGCAGAUGCAUUGUUUGUUAUCAAAAAUGGUUCUGAUAUUUUCAGCAGUAAACGACUUGCUUCUUCUGCAUAUUUGUCUAAUUAAUUAUUUUACUUUCUAUAUUAUUAUGUUCUUCUAUUUGAAAACCUGAAUAAACCUGUCAAACACGGUAUAGAAGAAAGUUUAACGUAU
Arabidopsis lyrata subsp. lyrata is the source of this 1005-nucleotide messenger RNA. RefSeq names its product putative thioredoxin H10. The record is from RefSeq and is a predicted model, not a curated record. The transcript is spliced from 6 exons. NCBI's taxonomy places the organism in Eukaryota, Viridiplantae, Streptophyta, Magnoliopsida, Brassicales, Brassicaceae. The coding region runs from base 206 to 661 and encodes 151 amino acids.